Molecule: messenger RNA, 3568 nt
Organism: Amoebophrya sp. A25
Lineage: Eukaryota; Dinophyceae; Syndiniales; Amoebophryaceae
Source: the annotation of a GenBank genome assembly
AGAGCCCCAGCCUGGUUAUGGUCACAUCAUCAUUGUAGUUGAUUAGUCUUUUUACACGAUCCGUAGCUGCAAAGUGCAUUGAGAAUUUAAUAAUUUGUAUUGUCGUUUUCGCAUUUUUUGAUUUGCAUUUACACGUUCCCGAGUAAAAUCACAAAGAUGGCGCCGAUUAGCGAAUUGGAGGCUGCAAACCUUUGGGAGGCAAGCGGUGAGGGUGACCUGCCUGUGGUCAGGCAAAUGAUGAAGAGCGGAAAAUACUCUCCGAUUUCUAUCGACCACAAUGGAUACAACCCCUUAAUGGCCAGCCUUUCGUGGGGGCACAUCGACCUCUUCGACUUUCUUGUCAAGAAUCUCACAGGUUUAUGAAUCUGACAUUUGAAACUUUUUUACUCACUUGAAUUUGAAUAUUGUGAUGAAAACUCAAAUACUAUUAAGACUCAAUAAAAACUGUAGUUGCAACCAGAAAUACCUAAGUAACCCGCCCUCCGAGUCCGAGAAUCAUAGUGAUGGCACUAAAACCCAACUUGAGCCGGUUCUUCUUGCACAAGAACGACUCCUGUUUUACUGAAGCACAAUGUGAAGGUGAACGUGAACUUUGUACUAAAAAUACUUUCAUCUUAUUAAUUCUUGUGGUAAUCUAAAUCUUCCCGUACCCGUGCUGCAAUAUUCACUUAGAAGACGGAAAAACUCGAAAUGUGAUUAUUCUCCUAUCAUAUUCGCAUUCUUCAUACUCUGCUGACCCCUGUAACCGAACGUUGAGCGAGAUUUGUGCCGUGGAGGAAAAAAUGCUUAUACGGCUGAGUGACGGCACCGAAGAUCCCUACGACAGCAAAGACGAUGCAACGAAAGAGAUCCAUUUGAGGCACAAAGCCGCCCAUCAAAGGGCUGCAGAGGCGGCUGAGCAGGCAGCAGCCGGAGGAAAUAAGACGAAGAUGGAAGCCAAUUGUACAAAAAAUUGCGAGCAGCACGAGACAACUAAGCCCUCUACUACGCCUACCUCAACAUCCUCUGCAUCGUCGUCCAAUCAAGACGAGGAGCCUGUUGUUAGCGGCGAGAAGAAAAAUGAGGCUGCUUCUACUUCGACCUGUUCGUUUUCAAAUGGUGCAAUUCCAGCGACAAAGAAAGUUGCAGAGGAGAGCAAAGGCACAUUCGCAGCCACGACAGGAACCGUGUCUGCUGCGCAAUCUGCUUCAUGCAGCGCGACGAAAACCGCUGCUGUGGCUGAUGCCGAAAAAACCCCUACAACUAGAACUACACCUACACCAGCCUGCGUUGCUGAGACGACAGAGAACGCCGCAUCCACCUUGAGUUCCUCGUCAGGGUCAGCCAACAAGGCAAAUCCAAAUGACGACGAGAAAAACGAUAAGUCCGCGGCGUCGUCAUCAACUUCGUCAGACGUAAAUGAGGACGACAUGCUGGACGACUUAGUUGACGAGCAGGAAGGAGGAUGGGAGAGGGACGUGCUAUCCGUGGACGUCCAGGAAGAUCUCCACGACUUCAUUCGAGUUUUAAAAAGACUCAGGCAGAUCGACGAAGACAUCAAGGCAGACGAGAAGAAGAGAACCCUGGACGAGACCCGGAGUGAGAUAGUAGCGGUAGCACUCACAGCUGCGGAUAUGGAAGGUAACAACUUGCGCCAAAAGCCUGAUUAUAUAUAUUUAUAUAUUAAUAUAUAAUAUCUUCACGACAAGUGUCCCGUGGUAAAUGUAAAUCUCGAUUGAAGUAGAUCUUCAUGGUCUGGCAAGUUCAACUUCUUGUUCUUUACUAUCAGUCAGUCUGUAGCACCAGGAAUACUAGCUCUACUCGAAGGACUCGACGCACUCCGUCUCUUAUUAUAUCUACUUUUACUUACUUAGGUGGGCCUCCAGCUACUGCUGCUACAUGUUCGUUCUACAUUUUCCUUCAUUGGUGGCCUCUUCUUACCAUUUUUUACAGGUGACACUGCUUAUCAUUAUUUUGCGACUAGUGCGGGGGAUAUCCCUCUUGUUCUUACCUUUUUUUACAGGUGACACUGCUUAUCAUCAUUUUGCGACUAGUGCGGGAGAUAUCGGUAAUGAGCAGACACGAAAAAACAUCCUGAAUCGCCUCAAAGCAUACAAAGCAGACCCGGAAAAAACAAACUUUGGUACUACAAACAUGAUGUUGAUGGCUCGGUUUACUUUGAAUUGAUAACUACGUGAAUUUUCUUGUUCUUCUUGCAGUUCCUCCGCGCAAAUUAUAAUAACUUCUUGGUGCUGCUACUGCUAGUCGUGGACUAUGCCUCACAUAGAAGAUCGAAAUUCCAAAAACAGAGGGCUUGACCGCGUUUGAUAUGUCGAGGGAGCACGACUUCGAAUCUGCAGCGUGGUUUUUCGUUGCGCAUGGAAAAGAAGCGCCGAAAGAGCCUACCCUCCAAGACGCAGAUAUCACAGAGGACGACUGGUAUUGCAGCUUAGCGUAACAAAUAUGAAAUACUUAUACUAUAUGGUAUAUUUAUUUACUCACUUCUAGGACGCACUGCAAUUGAAUAGUUCUGGUAUUUGGUAGCCUGAUUUUGAUCAUAAGGAAAACAAGAAGAGAAUCCUUGUGAUCAAAUUCAGGCUACCAAAUACCGGAACCAUUCAGCAAUGGAAGGCAAGACGAGGCACGUUUCUUUUCAAUUGAUGAAUUUAAAUCUCAAUGUCCAUAAUUUGAAUCAUAAAAAGAUUGACUUGUUUAACGGCUUGCUUUACUACCGAAUUUCAGGGGCGAAGAGGAGGACGACGAGAUGGAUGUCGUGGAUGGUAAUAUCGAAUUACACUGAUCGCUACGCAGUAAAGUCGCUCUUGCAACAUAGCUCAGACUCAAACUUUGCGUUAGCACCAGCACCAUUCUUGGACUUGCUUAAGGUUUUGGUUGGACAGAGUAAAACUAAUGAAAAUCGCUGCAGACAAUAGAUGAUAAAGAUAAAGUGAUGUUUUUCGCGUGAAGGUAAUUGAACCACUGGAGGUAACUUGGUGUUCGGAGAACGUGCUUAACAACAAAUAAGUAUCUUCCGUCGGGAAUUGACGAAGUGAUGUCUCAUACUUACUCUAUAGCAGAAAAGAGAUAUCAUGGUCAACAUGCAUGCUUUGUUUAUAGCGUUGUCGACGUUGCUGCUACGCCAACGCUACAACAGUUUUCUUAUUUGUAUCACGGCAAUACCGCGCGGACGCAGCACAUAAAUAUCAGCCUGUCGUGCAACAAAAACAAUUACGAGAGAAGUAGUCAGAGGCGUGACAAUGUUGAGUAGAGCGCUUCUUCUAUAGGAACGUAAUGAUGAUUGGUAGGUACUCGUAGAAUAAGAAUCGAUGCACCCCCAGCACGCCCACCCGUCUCACUGCCUAUGACCAUCCCCGACGUGGAGGUUUCUCCCCGCGCCUUCUUCCUCGGAAUAAUGGAUACCCGACGCAAUGUCCACGCCACAAAACAUCAAAGCCUCUCCUUUCACUUUGUACGAAAUUAUACUAAUUAGAGUACAGUCAACAUGGUGACCAUUGUUGCGCUCAUAAAUGAUCAGUGGAGGCAAGUACUUCUCUUACAACAUUGAAGCAGCUCCGACAUUUCUCUGAAG